CCCUCACGGUGUGUCCGGUCCCCGCUGCCCCUUCGUCCUCCCUGUCCCCACCACCUGCCACCCCGCGCGGCGCCCUCGCUGAGGGAGGCGGGCGCCAUGGCGGCCGAGGCCCUGGCGGCCGAGGCGGUGGCUUCGCGCCUGCAGCGGCAGGAGGAGGACAUUCGCUGGCUGUGGGCCGAGGUCCAGCGCCUGCGGGACGCGCAGCUGAACGCGCCCGACCGCGGCCCGGUCGAGGGGCCCUGCCUCACGCGGGAGGUGGCGCAGCUGCGGGCGGAGAACCGCGACCUGCGGCGCCGCCUGUCCGGCCUGCGGCUGUGCCUCGCCGAGGAGCGGAGCCACCAGGCGGCGCAGGAGGAGGCCGGGCGCGCGGCUGCGGGCGCGCAGCCUCCUUCUAGUCAAAACCAAGAAAAGGACGUUCAGAAUGGGAAGGAGGAACAGGGGCCUGACAGCGAGGUGAAAAAUCAACCAGACUUCAUAAAGGAAAGAUUGACGCUUUUUGAGAUAUUGAAGAGAGAGCAUCAGCUGUCACGUGGCCCCGGUGGAAGCCAGGGGCAUGCCGGCGAUGCCAUCACCGUAAGAGUGGCUGACGGGAGGACGGUGGAAGGGGAAGCGUGGAAAACCACACCGUACCAAGUGGCUGCUGACAUUAGUCGAGAACUGGCCGAAAGCACCGUCAUAGCCAAGGUCAAUGGUGAAUUGUGGGACCUGGACCGCCCGCUGGAAGGGGACUCCACGCUGGAGCUGCUUACGUUUGACAACGAGGAGGCACAAGCUGUGUACUGGCACUCCAGCGCCCACAUCCUGGGCGAGGCCAUGGAGCUGUACUACGGAGGCCACCUGUGCUACGGCCCACCCAUCGAGAGCGGCUUUUAUUACGACAUGUUCAUCGGAGACAGAGCCGUGUCCAGCACAGAGCUGCCGGCGCUGGAGAGCAUCUGUAAGACGAUUAUAAGAGAAAAGCAGCCUUUUGAAAGAUUGGAAGUCAGCAAGGACGUCCUUCUGGAGAUGUUUAAGUACAAUAAGUUCAAGUGCCGCAUUUUGAACGAGAAGGUUAACACUCCAACCACCACGGUUUACAGGUGUGGCCCACUCGUCGACCUGUGUAAAGGCCCCCACGUGAGACACACCGGGAAAAUUAAAGCCAUAAGAAUUUUCAAGAACUCCUCCACCCACUGGGAGGGCAGCCCCGCCAUGGAAGCGCUGCAGCGGAUCUAUGGCGUGUCCUUCCCCGAGAGCAAGAUGAUGAGAGCCUGGGAGAAGGCCCAGGAGGAGGCCAGGAGCCGAGACCACAGGAAAAUCGGGAAGGAUCAGGAGCUUUUCUUUUUCCACGACCUGAGUCCCGGAAGCUGUUUCUUCCUGCCCCGGGGAGCCUGCAUUUACAACACGCUGGUGGACUUCAUCCGGGAGGAAUAUCACCACCGAGACUACACGGAAGUGCUCUCCCCCAACGUGCUCAGCAGUAAGCUCUGGGAGGCCUCGGGCCACUGGCAGCACUACAGCCAGAGCAUGUUCACCUUUGAUGUGGACAAGGACACGUUUGCCCUCAAACCCAUGAACUGCCCGGGGCACUGCCUCAUGUUUGCCCACCGCCCGCGGUCUUGGAGGGAAAUGCCCAUUCGAUUUGCCGACUUUGGGGUUCUUCAUAGAAACGAACUGUCGGGAACCUUGAGUGGCCUGACCCGGGUUCGGCGCUUCCAGCAGGACGACGCCCACAUCUUCUGCACCAUGGAGCAGAUUGAAGAGGAAAUCCGGGGGUGUCUGCAGUUCUUGCAGUCUGUCUACUCCACGUUCGGCUUCUCCUUUCAAUUAAAUCUGUCAACGCGGCCGGAACACUUCUUGGGCGAGCUCGAGUUGUGGGAUGAGGCUGAGAAGCAACUACAGAAGAGCCUGACGGAAUUUGGAAGACCGUGGAAGCUGAACCCAGGAGAUGGAGCAUUUUAUGGCCCUAAAGUUGAUAUCAGCAUCAAGGACGCCCUGGGCAGGUCCCAUCAGUGUGCGACCAUCCAGCUGGACUUCCAGCUCCCGAGGAGGUUCAAUCUCACGUACGUCAGUAAGGACGGGGAUGACAAGAAGAGCCCUGUGAUCAUUCACCGAGCCAUUCUGGGCUCAGUGGAGAGAAUGAUCGCCAUCCUGUCGGAAAACUACGGGGGGAAGUGGCCUUUCUGGCUGUCUCCUCGUCAGGUGAUGGUCAUCCCUGUGGGGCCGACUUGUGACAAGUAUGCACUUCAGGUCUCCAGCACAUUUUUUGAAGAAGGAUUCAUGGCUGACGUCGAUUUAGAUCAUAGCUGUACACUAAAUAAGAAAAUCCGGAACGCCCAGCUGGCUCAGUAUAAUUUUAUUUUCGUGGUUGGAGAAAAGGAAAAAGCAAACAAUGCUGUCAACAUUCGAACAAGGGACAACAGAAUUCAUGGAGAGAUGUCUCUCGCUUCUGCCAUCGAUAAAUUGAAGACUCUCAAGAAAUCACGUACGCUAAAUGCCGAGGAAGAAUUCUGAAGUCCUUCCUUGCUGUCCCUUCUGUGUAACCUUGUUUUGACACCCGCCCCCCCCAAAAUGCAUUUUCCUUAAUUAAAGUUAGUACUUCUGAGAACUUUGGGCCACUGACGGUUCCUCUGCUGGGGGCGGUGGAAGAGGAGACAAUGAGUGAGUAGCCGAUAUGUACGAAGUUCAAUUCACUAAUGUGUCUGAGAACAAGCUUGGAGAAAUUUCUAAUUUCCCAAAUGUCUUGAGAGACUUAUAUGGGAAAAUGUUAUUGAUUGAAAAAAAGGGAAAUACCAGGAAAUGAGGAUUAUGAGGUGUUAUUGCUAAGAUUUGUGAUUUUCAAAAUAUAGGUUUUAAAUAAAAGUCUGCAACCCCUUUAGAAAA
Molecule: messenger RNA, 2862 nt
Organism: Eptesicus fuscus (big brown bat)
Lineage: Eukaryota; Metazoa; Chordata; Mammalia; Chiroptera; Vespertilionidae
Gene: TARS3
Product: threonyl-tRNA synthetase 3
Exons: 19
Coding region: 97-2493 (798 amino acids)
Biological process (GO): threonyl-tRNA aminoacylation
Cellular component (GO): cytoplasm
Molecular function (GO): ATP binding; threonine-tRNA ligase activity
Source: RefSeq, a predicted model, not a curated record